This is a messenger RNA of Harpia harpyja (harpy eagle), 3161 nucleotides long. RefSeq names its product prominin-1-A-like. Gene Ontology annotation, molecular function: cholesterol binding. Bases 261 to 2780 code for a protein of 839 amino acids. The transcript is spliced from 25 exons. Gene Ontology annotation, cellular component: prominosome; cilium; apical plasma membrane. The record is from RefSeq and is a predicted model, not a curated record. NCBI's taxonomy places the organism in Eukaryota, Metazoa, Chordata, Aves, Accipitriformes, Accipitridae.
CCCUGGCCCGGGUAUGGAGAGGUGGCCUGGGGUGGCCGGCUGCCAGGAGGUGGUAGGGGCAGGGUGGGGCGAUCCCAGCAUCACCGCCUUCCCUGGCAAGCAGCUUUUCAGCAAUCACAGCUGAAACUUAAACAAACCAUAAAGCCUGCGCGCUGGCACUGUGUGGCUGGGCCCUAUGGCAGACGUGGGUGCAUGGAGGUGCCGAGGACAGGGUAAGUGCUUCAUCUCCGCUUCGUCCCCCACGGCCUCUCUGGUCCCUCAUGGGCACCUCCUGCCUGGCCCCCCACCCCACUGCUCCCGGAACUCCCCAUCCCUCCCCGGUGCUCUCCCAUAGUUCUUUCCUUCCGGGCAGGAGCUGGCAGGUGCCUGCUGGAGCUGCCACGAUGGAGCUGGGGAAUGUUUCACAGCCCACGUACAGCCCUGGCCCUGAAGCGCCGGGGAGCAGCAUGCCGGGCCUGGUGGGGAUGGUGCACGGCUUCCUGCGGCUGGUGCAGCCCAACGCCCUGCCCAUAGAACUGAUCGCAGAUUUUGGGCAGUCUCAGAGUGAGGAGGCCAUCGGGGAGCAAGUCCAGGAGCUGCUGCUCUACGAACUGGGUUUCCUGGUCUGCAUGGCCAUCGGGCUCCUCUUCAUCAUCCUCGUGCCCCUGGUGGGAUGCUGCUUCUGCUGCUGCCGCUGCUGCGGGAACUGCGGGGGCCGCAUGUACCAGAAGCAGGGCCGGCGGAUGGGCUGCCGGCGCCGGGUGCUCUGGGCCUGUGUCCUGCUGGUCUCUGCUCUCCUCCUGGCCGGCGACAUCUGUGCCUUCGUCAGCAACACCCGCUUCUCCCAGGCUGUGUGUGGAACCUUCCCCAACGUCAACAACACCCUGGACAAUGUCCGCAUCUACGCGGCCUCCAUCCCCCAGCAAAUCAAUUUUGUCAUCGACAGCAGCGACGUCCCACUGGGUCACGCCAACCGCAGCCUCCAGGACAUUGGGCCCAACCUGGGUGGCAUGAUCGUCUUGGGCAUCAGGAGGAGCACGGAUGGGGCUCUGGGAUCCCUCCAGAGCCUCUUGCAAGGGAUGGAGACACUGGCGGCCGCCUUUGGCAGCAUCGCCAGCACUCGCUUGCGCCUCGAGGAGCUGCAGAGAAACUACAGCCGGCGGCUGGCCAGCCUGCAGGACGGCCUCAACCAGACCCUGCAGCGCUGCGGCCACCCCUGCGGCAGCGUGUCCCUGGACGGCCUCGCCUUCAGCGCCAACUUCAGCACGAUCCCCGGUGUGGAGCGGCAGCUGGAGGUACUAGGUGAUGUGUCUGGCUCCAACAUAGCAUCCGAUUUAGAGAAGGUUAACAGCACGCUGGACAUGACCCCUGCCAAGGUGCAAGAGCAGUCCCAGGACGUGGUGACAAAGACCCAGGACCAGCUGGGCCUCAUCAGACAGGAGAUCAGAAGCUGGCAGGAGCAGUUGCCGCUCCUGGAAGUGGAGGAGAAUAUUGGGGCCUUUGUGGGCAACGCCACAUCGGUGCUGGAGGAGUACAGGGAGCCGAUCAUCACCUUGGAUAGGCUCAGGUGGAGCAUAUGUGUCCUCCUGUGCUGCAUGGUGCUGCUGGUGGUCCUCUGCAACGUCUUUGGGCUGCUGCUGGGGCCCUUGGGGCUGAAGGAAAGUGUGCUGCCCACGCAGCGCAGCAGCCUCUCCAAUGCCGGCGGGAACUUCUUCAUGGCAGGGGUCGGCUUCAGCUUCAUCUUCUCCUGGCUGCUGAUGCUGUUGGUGCUGAUCACCUUUGUGCUGGGGGGGAACAUCUACAUGCUCAUCUGCGAGUCCUGGCGCAGCCAGCAGCUCUUCCAGCUCCUGGACACUCCUGGCCUGAUCCUUGGCUUCAACCUGUCAGAGCUGCUGGGCCAGGAGGGUGGCACAGCAAACUUCUCGGAGAUGUACAGGCAGUGCCAGCAAGACACUGCCCUGUGGCAAACACUGCACCUGGACCAGACCGUGUCCCUGGACGAACUCUUGAACAUCAGCCAGUACACAGGAGAGAUCUCCACGGCCUUCGAGAAGAUGAAUAUCACCCUGAGCCCCAUCUCCCUUCUCAGCCAAAGCCAGAGAGACUUGCUGCUGAAUGCCAGCCAGACUGGGCAGCCCCCUGACUUCACCCUCACCCUGGAGCAGCUGGAUCAGAACGUGACCCAGGGAAGCCUCCUGGAUCUGGCCACAGAGCUGGAGCAGCUGGCAGACAAAGGCACGGAUGUGAAAGAGGACCUGAAGGCUGAUGCUCGCAAGCUGAGGGAGCUGGACAAGGAGAUGCAGAUGAGCUUCUCUGGACUGCUGCAAAGCCUGAAGGAGAACAUCCACUCGGUGCAGAGUAGGGCUGCCCAGCUCAAGGCACAGACAAAAGCUGCGCUGGACAAAGCCAGAGAAACCCAGGAGUUCCUGGACAGGGAGAUGGCAAACAUCAUCAAGAAUGACACACGGGCCUUCCUGGAGGAGCUGUUGGACUUCUUUGAGACCUACAUCUCCUGGGCCAAGAGCAGGCUGACAGGAGACGUGGCACGUUGCAAGCCCAUAGCUCAGACCCUGGAUAAUGUGGAGGCCAUCACCUGCAACUACAUCCUGGACUCUCUGAACACCUUCUGGUUCAGCCUGGGCUGGUGCACCUUCUUCCUGCUGCCCAGCAUCAUCCUGGCCGUCAGACUUGCCAAGUUUUACCGCCGCAUGGACACCGCCGAUGUCUACAGGAAUGAAACCUUGGAGAUGCCACCUACAUUCAACUUCUACAAAAUCCCCCGACCAUCCACAAGGCAUUAGCCCCCCGUUGCCCAGGCACAGAGGAGAUGGACAAGGCUGCUUCAUCUGCUGCGCCUUUUCCCUGGGCACUAGGGAGCAGGUUGGGACCCUCCGGCUGAAAUCCCUACUCCCAUUCCCAUUAUGUGACGAUGCUCCGGUAUGCAUGGGAGGGGGACUGCACCUUGCAUUGCCUCAGGUGUGUCUUCACACCCCCCCACACCAGACACCGUGUGCUCAGGGCAGCUUGUAUGGUCUAUGCCACCACAGCCUGUGCCGCUGGUCAGUGGGAACCUGCUCACCCAGGCCCCUCGCUCGAAAAAUGUGACUAUUUAUUUUUGCAGGGAGCCUCUUUCCAAGGCUGUGAUUAUUGGUGUCAAACAAUAAAUGGGGCAUUUGUGUGUA